CACCAAACCUGGCCUAUAUCCUAUAAAUUGAUGGCUUUGGCAGACAUGUGCUGGCAGCUUUUAACCCUUCUACUGUGAGAAGGAUGUGUAGGAGAGAAGCCAGAUUCAGGGUCAGUGGAUGAGCUAUCACCUGUGCAAGUUCAUAUUUGCUUCAUUUCUAGCUCAUCCCAGAUAUAUACAUUCCAUGCUGAACUUAUUGAGGAUUUCCUCACUGGAUUCCACUAUUGCUGGUGCCACCUGGGUCCUCAUAGUAUUUCCUUUUCCUUCUAGUUGUAGGGGAAUAAAGCAUUCCUUUAUUUUCCAAGGGUUGGCUGAGUUAAAUCACAUGAACAUGUGUUCUAUUUCAAAUGUGUUUGAAACUAGGCUUGAUGCCUUAAGGAAUUUUGCUAGGGACAUCUAGAUUUCUUUUUUCUGCACACUUCUUAAGACUCUGCGGCCAGCUAACUCUCAGGCUCCUUUGCUGCACUCAGAUUGCUGGCUUCAGUUAUACAGAGGAAAGACUUGCCACAUUCAAAAAUGCUUUCCCUGGAAUUGAAAUGAGUUUGCGAAAGGUAGGGCUUGAAGUAACCCAUAGGAUUACAUUUUAUUCUCAGUCUUGUACAUCUUAUUUACCUUGUUGGAAAGCAUUAUUUCUCUUUAUCUUUCAAGGUGACCCAAAAGCAUCCAAAACCAGGUUUCCAAGAAUUAUAGCCUGUGUCCUCUAAUGAAAUGCCAACAUUCACUCUCUUUAAAAGUAAAAAUAUCAAGAUUAUGUAGUCAUUAAAAAGAAUAAGUUUGAACUAAGUGUUCUAAGAUUUGAUGUCUAUGAUGAGUGGAAUGGAAAAAGCAAGUCAUAACAGUAAGUAUAUGAUUCUAUUUAAAAUACUUACAUUUGCCUGUGUGUAAAAGGCAAAGAUCUGGAUUGAGCACACGGUGGUUAACUGGGGAGUGGGACUGUGGUGUGUACAGAGGGCGAGGAAGGGGCUUGCACUUGUUCCUUAACUCAUUUCUGAAUUGUUCUGAAUUGUCUAGAUUAUUCACUGAGUUAGUAGUGCUUAAAAAUUAAUUAGAAGACAUCACACACAUUCACCGAGAAUCCUUAUUAAUCUUUACUGCAUUUAAAGUCUGGAAACGGUUACAUUCUCAGUUUGACUGGUUUCAUGCAGUGUUCAAUUGCUUCACCUGACAUUCCUCGGGUAUCAGGUUCUGUGCCAGGCACGGAGGCUACUAAGAUGAAUAACACCUGGUCCAUGACAGGAUGGCAUCUACCCCAGAACACAGGUAAGAGAGACAGUGAAUUUGGUAAAAAUGGGCACCGUCAUCAGUAGGCAUACAUCAGCUCCCUCAUUUGAUUCACAAUUGGCCUUCUGCAGGCUUCAUCUCUUGGCAAUGCAAUUGGCAGGCGUCAUCCUUUUAUACUUAAACUCCAAAUUUAGGAUUAAGACUCCAGUUAUUACUGCCAAGUACAGAAGGCGUCCUUGGGGAAAGAGAAGUCUCCUGAGCAUACCCACUGGGGUACCUAGAAUAGAUUUUGCAGCGACACACAGAUCCUGUGUUGUCUGGAGUCUCUGCUGAGUAAUGUAGAUUCUGGGACAGCAAAAGGGAAGCUGGUGAUUUUGAACCAAAUUUUACCUUUCAACUGAAUCCAGGGGAAUAAUUUGCAACAGAGUGGCAGAUGAUACAAAGUGCUAUGUUGAACACUAGAUUGUGCUUUAUUUUUUCCGCCCAACUUCACGUUUCCAUGCACCACAAUGUUGAUGCUAUAAAUAUUGGAUGCCACGCUUACCUGACAGGCUUCUUCCAUCCCACCUGGGCGCGGGGGCUCAGAGCGAGCGCGAGAGCCGCGGCUGGAGCCCGCCUCUCGCGGCUGGAGAGGACUCAGCCGGCCGCGGGUUCUGCUGCUUGCCCGGGUGCCCUAGUCGCUUCCCCGCCAGGGCUCCCGCAGUCAGCCCCACGCGCGCACGCGCGCUCACCUCGGGCGGCCUCGACGCCUCAGGGCUUCGGCAGAGAUGCGACUGGCCGGCUCCAGCUGGCAGGGCGGUGAGCGAGUGCUCGCGGCCACGUGACCGACGCCAACAUGGCGGCGCCCAGCGGCGUCCACCUGCUCGUCCGCAGAGGUUCUCAUAGAAUUUUCUCUUCACCACUCAAUCAUAUCUACUUACACAAGCAGUCAAGCCGUCAACAAAGAAGAAAUUUCUUUUUUCGGAGACAAAGAGAUAUUUCACACAGUAUAGUUUUGCCGGCUGCAGUUUCUUCAGCUCAUCCGGUUCCUAAGCACAUAAAGAAGCCAGACUAUGUGACGACAGGCAUUGUACCAGACUGGGGAGACAGCAUAGAAGUUAAGAAUGAAGAUCAGAUCCAAGGGCUUCAUCAGGCUUGUCAGCUGGCCCGCCACGUCCUCCUCUUGGCUGGGAAGAGUUUAAAGGUUGACAUGACAACUGAAGAGAUAGAUGCUCUUGUUCAUCGGGAAAUCAUCAGUCAUAAUGCCUAUCCCUCACCUCUAGGCUAUGGAGGUUUUCCAAAAUCUGUUUGUACCUCUGUAAACAACGUGCUCUGUCAUGGUAUUCCUGACAGUCGACCUCUUCAGGAUGGAGAUAUUAUCAACAUUGAUGUCACAGUCUAUUACAAUGGCUACCAUGGAGACACCUCUGAAACAUUUUUGGUGGGCAAUGUGGACGAAUGUGGUAAAAAGUUAGUGGAGGUUGCCAGGAGGUGUAGAGAUGAAGCAAUUGCAGGUUGCAGAGCAGGGGCUCCCUUCUCUGUAAUUGGAAACACAAUCAGCCACAUAACUAAUCAGAAUGGUUUGCAAGUCUGUCCACAUUUUGUGGGACAUGGAAUAGGAUCUUACUUUCAUGGACAUCCAGAAAUUUGGCAUCAUGCAAAUGACAAUGAUCUACCCAUGGAGGAGGGCAUGGCAUUCACUAUAGAGCCAAUCAUCACGGAGGGAUCCCCUGAAUUUAAAGUCCUGGAGGAUGCAUGGACUAUAGUCUCCCUAGACAAUCAAAGGUCGGCCCAGUUCGAGCACACGGUUCUCAUCACGUCGAGGGGCGCGCAGAUCCUGACCAAACUGCCCCAUGAGGCCUGAGGAGUCGCCCGAAGGUCGCGGUGACCGGGUGCCUUUUUAAAUAAAUUGCUGAAAUCUGGCUAGAGAACUUUUAGAAGAAACAGGGGAAUGACCGGUCAUGCGAUAACCUACGUGGCACCUAAUAGCAUCUUGGAAAAACCCGGGCGGAGUGGGGGGACUGGAGGGCAACUGGGAACUCGGAUCUGAAGCCCUGCCGGGGUUGUGCGGCUAUGGAAAAACAAAUCCUGGCCUUGGACUCGGUUUCCCAGCGCGGUCAACGCAUCUGGAGGGGACUGGAGGAAACCCCUUCGUCUGGAAGAUGAGAGAUUCCAAGAGAAGCACGGUUUUCUCUUUCCCUUGUCCUGACUGUUCCAGUAAAAAACCUCUUAAAUCCAUUGUGUCUGAGGUCCUUACCUCUCUGACAGUUACGGUGAUCUUUGUGUCUGAAUUUUGCACGUCUGCCGAAAAACCCCAACCUGUUGACAGGGAUUUUUAAAAAUCCGUUUUUCCCUCUUGUGUAUCCCACAUUGGCCGGCCCCAAGGAUGCUCGCGGAAGCCAGUCCCCAACUCCAGCCCUUCCGUAUCUUUCCCCUCCAUCGCGGCUUUGCGAUAAAAGAUUAGCCUGCGAACAGAGGCAUUGAUUACAAACAUGUCCUUGGCAGUGGA
Molecule: messenger RNA, 3709 nt
Organism: Cercocebus atys (sooty mangabey)
Lineage: Eukaryota; Metazoa; Chordata; Mammalia; Primates; Cercopithecidae
Gene: METAP1D
Product: methionyl aminopeptidase type 1D (mitochondrial)
Exons: 10
Biological process (GO): proteolysis
Molecular function (GO): metalloaminopeptidase activity
Source: RefSeq, a predicted model, not a curated record